Messenger RNA from Parnassius mnemosyne (clouded apollo), 222 nucleotides. The record is from the annotation of a GenBank genome assembly. NCBI's taxonomy places the organism in Eukaryota, Metazoa, Arthropoda, Insecta, Lepidoptera, Papilionidae.
AUGCUUCCUGUUUGCCUUUUUGCCGUUGCUGUUGCCGUUUCGUGUGGGACAUCAUUUCGGGUAGACGAUGACGAUGACGAUCUUGAUGAUGAUGACGAUGACGAUGACAAUGAGGUUAAUGAUGACGAUGAUGAUGGUAAUGAAGAUGACGAAGGGGAAUCGUGCCGGUGGGAUUCGAACCCACGCCUCCGAAGAGACUGGUGCCUUAAACCAGCGCCUUAG